AUGGCACCAAAGCAAGCGCCCACCUUCCCUCUAUCCACCAACAAACCAAUUCCAAGCCCACGCUCCAAAUGCGCCUGGGAAAUCAAAGUACGACAAGUCCGUGAGAACUCUCCCGUCUCCCCCUCCUUCCUCUUCGCCACGCCAAUCCGCUCCUUCACUAUUACACCGAAGCGGAAACGCUCGUCGAGCGAAGAUGAAGACAACGUCAAAAGCGAGGACAAAGACGCACAAGAACACGAACAAAGACAUGUUGCCAAAGUCGCAAAAAUGGAGGAGACACCAGACACAGCGUACGAUGCCGAUGACGAGGGUGCAAACGACACUGAAGAGAUAUCUCUUCCAAUCAUAAUACCCGAUCCUUACUUCUGGUAUAGGAAUGCGACGGGGCAAAGCCAGCCCCAGGAAUACUGGUACCCUGGAGUACCGCCACAAGAAAAGCGAGAGAGCAAGGAAGUGCCUUGGUAUUACAAGCCCUCCCCGUUUCUCGAGGGUUACUGGGGUUCCCAGUACCUAUUUCUUGCUGAGAGGCAAUGGAAGACGUCUUAUUCAUUGCAUAAGACGGGUGAAGAGGAUGUGAAGAUUAGUGUUGGAAGACGGAAGAAGUACAAGGCGGGAGAGGGGUGGGCAGUGGUAGAAAAGAACUUGAGUCUCGAGAUUAAGGAUAGGGGAUUGCCGAGUUUGGCAGAGGAAUAG
Alternaria hordeiaustralica is the source of this 693-nucleotide messenger RNA. RefSeq lists its product as uncharacterized. The coding region runs from base 1 to 693 and encodes 230 amino acids. Lineage: Eukaryota; Fungi; Ascomycota; Dothideomycetes; Pleosporales; Pleosporaceae. The transcript has a single exon. The record is from RefSeq and is a predicted model, not a curated record.